CACGGCAGUCAGUCGUUAACGGGCAGCCCGAUAUCGGUGCUCCUCCGUACUACUCGCUGCCUAAUCUCCACCUUGAAGAGCAGAGAUUAAGUGGACAAGUGGGCAGAGCGGGAGAGAGAGUAGAAGACAGCGGGGGAGACAAGAGUAAAGAGAAAGAGAAGAAUGAUGAAAGGGGGGAGGAGAGCGGAUCAUUCCGGCCGCCCGCAUCUGCUGCUCUAGUGGAGGGUAGAGAGAGAGAGAGAGGGGAGAUGGCACAACGCCUCAGCAUCCAAAACACACGGGAGUGGUGCGCCACCGAGACCGGAGCCCCGGACCCACCCGAAGCAGCAGCAUCACACUCACCGCUCUCCCGUCACGCCUCUUCCCCGCACAGCAGCGCCUCAGCCUCGGUAAGAGGCAUUAAUCAUCUCUGCAUGUGAUUCCUCCAUGAGGACUGGAAGGAGAGUACCUCGAACCACAUUUCCUGAAUGAAGACCUUUGUUCCCCAACAUCCGGCACAGCUCCAUUCUCCACCUGCCAUGGUGACAUGACGCACACCUGAGUGUCUUUGCUCCUUUUUCACACAUACAAAGACAAUCUUUUGGGCACCUCAACCCCCUAAACUUGUGCACAUACUCGUCUAGGCUCCAGCAAACUAAAAAAGACAUCUCCUUCUCCUCCUCCUACGUGCAACACCUCCCCACUUCGCGAUGACGGUGGCUGUGCGAUUCCGUCGCCACCUGCGCAGGCUCCUGCUCCUGCUGGCCUCCUGCUGUCUCCUCUCCCUCCUCCUCUCUGCUUACUUUCUGUUUACAAACUCCUCCCCUUCCAUGCAGCUUGGACAAUCCCCCGAACCGGCCUGUUCCCAGCCGCUCUCCAUGUCCCCGUACCAUCAACUUCCAUACCCGUAUCCUCCGAACCCCCCUCACACACAUGUCCACACUGAUCCGGUGGUGCUGGUACUUGUGGAAUCCCAGUACUCCCAGCUGGGUCAGGACAUUGUGGCUAUAUUGGAGUCAGCACACUUCCAGUUUCGCAUGGAGAUCGCCUCAGGAAAGGGUGACCUUCCACCACUGACAGAGAAAGGCCGCGGCCGAUAUUCACUCAUUAUUUAUGAGAAUUUAUUAAAGUAUGCACAUGCAGACACAUGGAACAGACAGCUGUUGCAUCAAUACUGUACUGAGUACAGAGUGGGCAUCAUUGGUUUCUACCGCUCCACUGAGAACUCCCCACCUCUCCUCAAACUCCGAGGUCUCCCACUGGUGCUCAGGACCAACCAAGCACUUUGGGAUUGCUGUGUGGUGUCCAGCUCACCUCUUCUCCACUUGACCAAGCCCGGCACAGAUCGAGGGGCUUUACCUGGGGAGGACUGGACCUCCUUUUCAUCCAAUCACUCCACCUACCAGGCUGUGUUGCAUGCACGGGCCAAGGAGGGAGCAGGGGCAGGUAGCGGUGAUAAUCCAGGGCCUGGCUUUAGUUUAGGCCUUCAGGCCACUGUGGUACAGGACAUGGGACUAUAUGAUGGGGUGAGGAGGGUACUGUUUGGCCAGGGACUGGGCUACUGGCUCCACAGACUCAUCCUGGUGGAUGCCAUCUCCUACCUCACAGACAGGAAGCUUACAUUGGGACUGGACCGGCACAUACUGGUGGAUAUAGAUGACAUUUUCGUGGGGAAGGAAGGGACACGCAUGAACGCCAAGGAUGUGAAGGUAUUGAGGGUGAUGGGUCGGCAGCUGCGUUCUCAGAUCUCCAACUUUACCUUCAACCUGGGCUUCUCUGGGAAGUUCUACCACACAGGUACGGUUGAGGAGGAUGAAGGAGACGAUUUGCUAUUGAAGUAUGUGGAUGAGUUCUGGUGGUUCCCCCACAUGUGGAGCCACAUGCAGCCUCCACACGAGUCGGCUUCACUGCUGGAGCAGAUGGUCCUCAACAAGGAGUUUGCUCUGGAGCACAACAUCCCAGUGGAUAUGGGCUACGCUGUGGCCCCUCACCACUCAGGUGUCUACCCGGUUCACCUGCAGCUGUACAAGGCUUGGAGACGCGUGUGGAACAUCCAGGUCACCAGCACCGAAGAGUACCCCCACCUCAAACCGGCCCGCUACCGCAAGGGCUUCAUCCACAACAACAUCAUGGUCCUGCCUCGUCAGACGUGUGGCUUGUUUACUCACACCAUCUACUAUAAGGAAUACCCUGGUGGACCUAAAGAACUGGACAAAAGCAUCCGUGGGGGAGAGCUGUUUCUCACUGUGCUACUCAACCCAGUGAUUGAUGGGAAAGAUGCCCUGGUCACCUCUGGCCUCACUGUGUGUCUGUCUGUCAGCCUGUUUGACCCUCAAAAGGGCUUUUGGUGCCAGCUCCUUGAGGGAGGAAAGACAAAAUGUUUGGGAAAGAGCAAAGGGAGGAAGUACCCUCCUAUGGAGCCAGAGGCACAUGCAUAUCUCUCCAGGUACUACAGGGAACACAACGUGGAGCUGUCAAAGUUGCUGCAUCGUCUCGGACAGCCGCUUCCCUCCUGGCUUAGAGAGGAGCUUCAGAAGAUAACCUUUGCAUCCAUGAACCAGGGUUAAAGGUCAAGGGGUCGAGGACCAAGAAGUGACCAGGAGACCUGACCUUCAGAUGCACUGUCUGUGGCCUUUUAGGAAAAACCCUGAGGUGAAGGCAGGGACAGGGUGCCUUGUUUCACCUAGGAGCUGUGUCACUGCUGAUGGGAGCAGAGGUCAUAACAGCGCAAAGAAACUUUGCUGAACUGAACUGUUGAAAGGAUGAAUGAAUGGAUGGAUGGAGGAGUGACUAAGACAGCUCUGAAGACAGUGGGACCACAUUAGAAUAAUGAAGAGAACUAUGGGAGACAAGGAGCAUUUGGCAAGUCUUUGAUGCCCAAACCCUGUUCUGAACUAUGGUGAACUCUCGUGCAGACCUGCAGUGACUUUGAUGGUUAUUACUACUAUUAUUACUAUUAUUAUUGUUUUAUUUUCACCUUUGAUUUAUGAUGCCAGAACAGCGCUGGUCAGCUGUGCGUGGUUCCUAUAGAGAUGACUUUGCACUAAGUUCUGUUCCAUGUAUUUCCGAGACAAAAAAAUGCACCCUAUAUGGUUUUGUCUUACUUUUUUGUUUUUUUGUUUUCAUAUAUAUCACAAUGAGAGUGAAUAAGCAGGGAGGAUAAGUGCAUAGACUCAGGGUGAGUGACAGGCUGUUACUUUCCAUGAUAGGUUCUCAUUGUUAUGUGAGUUAAUUUUUUAAAGUGAAGCUAGUUUCUGGUAGAUCUGGUAGCCUUGUUCACCCUUAGAGAUGUCACUUGAGACUUUCACUGGAAAGUAUGGACUGGAAAUUAUGCAUUGCCCGCUCAUUAUUUUCCUGUGACUUGCCAUGCAGAAGAAAGCGGUGUCCAUUUAGCAGAGCAUGAGCACUGAUGAUUUCAGCACUAAGGACUGAGGAGGCAUGUGGGAAGGAAAAGUGACCAAAAUGAGCCUAAUGGAUAUGACACUUAAUUCCAGGACCCUUUAAGUAGCUACUGUAACCGCAGGCAAUUUUUGUUUUGUCAGUGUCUCAUUUAAGUCUCAACCUCCUUUUUUUUCCUUUUUAAAACCAGUGGCCUAUGUUGUUGAGCUUCAAUUUGAAUGCAAAAAACCCCCUAAAUGUCAAACACAGAACCAAAAUUAAAG
Molecule: messenger RNA, 3641 nt
Organism: Morone saxatilis (striped sea-bass)
Lineage: Eukaryota; Metazoa; Chordata; Actinopteri; Moronidae
Product: bifunctional heparan sulfate N-deacetylase/N-sulfotransferase 4-like
Exons: 10
Coding region: 690-2546 (618 amino acids)
Cellular component (GO): Golgi apparatus
Molecular function (GO): deacetylase activity; heparan sulfate N-sulfotransferase activity
Source: RefSeq, a predicted model, not a curated record